Centropristis striata (black sea bass) is the source of this 2966-nucleotide messenger RNA. RefSeq names its product GNAS complex locus (gene gnas). Gene Ontology annotation, cellular component: heterotrimeric G-protein complex. The record is from RefSeq and is a predicted model, not a curated record. Gene Ontology annotation, molecular function: GTPase activity; beta-2 adrenergic receptor binding; D1 dopamine receptor binding. Gene Ontology annotation, biological process: adenylate cyclase-activating dopamine receptor signaling pathway; sensory perception of chemical stimulus. The coding region runs from base 1529 to 2668 and encodes 379 amino acids. The transcript has 12 exons. Lineage: Eukaryota; Metazoa; Chordata; Actinopteri; Perciformes; Serranidae.
CUACUAUUCUCGGAGAGAGAGAAAGCGAGAGAGAGAAAAGGAGAAAAUAAUAACCUCCAAGAAUUGGUUAUUCCUGUCUUUCACCUUCCACGACCAGCGGCCAGGAGGGGAGCGGCCUUCGCGGUGGGAAUGUGCUGCUACAACAACCCCGCGUCCUAUUUUUUUGUGAAUGUAAAUGCACAUGCAGUCUCAAGCCUGUAGCCUAUUUAACCCACCUCGGAUUCAAGAGGAGUUAAUAUCUAUAUCUAUACAUAUAUGUAUGUUUGUAUGAGAGUGUGUGUACUCCUAUAGGCCUUAUGUAGACUAUAAAAACUGAGCCUGACAGCGGGGGUUGCUUUUUCACCUGCAAGAAACGUGGAUACAUUUCGAGGGAUUUUCACAUCUUGGUCACGUUUUCUUUUUUUCUUUCCCUUUUCUCCUUUUUUUUUUUUGAAGGAUUUUUUUUUUCUUGAAGGGAUUCAUCGCAGCCGAGCCGGGAAUUUAAAAAAAGUAUCGGUGCGCAGUUUUGGAGGCUCGGUGGUGAUGUGAGGGGCUGAUAACACAUUUCAGCAACAAAAGCGAGGGGCAGGGAGAGAGAGAAGGCCCUUUGGAGGAGAAAACACAGCAAGGAACAGCCAUCACAAAUAAGGAGGACAAAUCGAGGGGGUAUUAGAUCGUUUCGGAGUUGGAGGUGGUGGGGGAUCUAGCCGAAAAGACAACCGCAGUGAGUUUGGAGCUGUUUUGGGUUGAUUUGAUGCAGCGAAUGAAAAGGAGCCGGAUGACGACGGAAGCAAUGAGAAUAUCACACAUGUAGCUCGUUUGGGUGUAAAUAUUAUUUUGCUUCCUCCUGUCCUGCUGGGCCCCCCGACGAAGACAGCCGUCGGAGAGACAGAGAAAUAGCUAAAGAGUUAAAGUGUCCACCUAUGGAAAUGUUUAGCAUAAAAGGAGACGUGGAAACGAGCCGCGCCACAGCACGGGCGAGGUUUUCGGACACGCCGAGUUCGGCUUCUUGUCACGGGCAGUAGUGAGACGCAAGACCCGGGCUUUUGGAGAUGCAAAUUAGGCUGUUUAUUCUGCCUCCGUUUGAGGUGAAACCCCGAUUUUUGGUGUCUUAACACACGUUGUGGAUUACAAUUGUUAACGUUACACAGUUGACGGGGGAGAGAGAGGGAAAAACAAAACAAAAACUGUACUGCAUGUGAAGGAGGAAAAGCCCGAGCAGGAUUCAGCAAACGGAGAAGGCGGCCUCGGUGUCGUCAGCAACAGUAUCCUGCCCUUUCUCUGACAGCAAAAUACGCGUUAUGGACACAUAAUUUCUACAGGGCUGCACCACGGACAGUUUUUGGAGCAGGCCGGGGACGUUAAACUGUGUAAAUGUGGGUGACAUUGCUGCCAAAUCCGCAUGCCAAACGAGGGAUCUAGACUAGUUUAGUUAAUUUAUUUAUUUUUGCUUUCUAUAUACCCCCUCCACCUCCACUUCUUCUUCUUCUACCUCCUCCUCCUCCUCCUCCUCCCCUGGACCCCCUUUUUUCUUUUUUCUUGCGGGAAGAUGGGUUGUUUGGGCAACAGUAAGACCGAAGACCAGAGAAAUGAGGAGAAGGCACAAAGAGAAGCAAACAAAAAGAUAGAGAAGCAGCUCCAAAAAGACAAACAGAUAUACAGAGCAACACACAGACUACUACUUUUAGGAGCUGGGGAGUCAGGAAAGAGCACCAUAGUGAAACAGAUGAGGAUCCUACAUGUCAACGGCUUCAAUGCAGAAGAGAAGAAGCAGAAAAUUCAGGACAUCAAGAAUAAUAUUAAAGAGGCCAUUGAGACCAUAGUAACAGCUAUGAGCACCCUGGCACCGCCGGUGCAGUUGGCGUGCCCACAGAACCAGUACCGGAUCGAGUAUGUCCUCAACCUCGUCAACCAGAAGGACUUUGAGUUUCCAUCCGAGUUUUACGACCAUGCAAAGACACUGUGGCAAGAUGAGGGGGUCAGAGCGUGCUACGAGAGAUCCAAUGAAUACCAGCUAAUCGACUGUGCACAAUACUUUCUAGAUAAGAUCGACAUUGUGAAACAGAGCGACUACACUCCAACAGAUCAGGAUUUGCUGCGGUGCAGAGUUCUGACUUCAGGAAUCUUUGAGACAAGAUUUCAAGUGGACAAAGUUAAUUUCCAUAUGUUUGAUGUCGGCGGUCAAAGAGACGAACGCCGGAAAUGGAUUCAGUGCUUUAACGAUGUAACAGCCAUCAUCUUCGUGGUGGCCAGUAGCAGUUACAACAUGGUGAUCAGAGAGGACAAUCAGACCAACCGUUUACAGGAGGCCCUCAACCUCUUCAAGAACAUCUGGAACAACAGGUGGCUUCGGACCAUUUCUGUCAUCUUGUUCCUAAAUAAACAGGACCUGCUAGCAGAGAAGGUGCUGGCAGGGAAGUCCAAAAUCGAGGAAUACUUUCCUGAAUUUGCUCGCUACACCACACCUGACGAUGCCACACCAGAGCCUGGAGAAGAUCCACGUGUUACAAGGGCAAAGUACUUCAUAAGAGAUGAAUUCCUGAGGAUCAGCACAGCGAGCGGGGACGGGAGGCACUACUGCUACCCCCACUUCACCUGCGCCGUCGACACAGAAAACAUCCGCCGCGUCUUCAACGACUGUCGAGACAUCAUCCAGCGGAUGCACCUGCGGCAGUACGAGCUGUUGUGAUGGGAGAAGAAACGUGUUUGGCCAAAUACACAUCGGACUAUGAAAAACGCUGAGUCGCUGAACUCCGCUCUUCCACAGAAGUGUGUGAGCUCUUGUGAAGGAACGGGGGCCAAAUUGCACCCACACACACACACACACACACACACACACACACACUUACUUACAGUAAACACACCCUGAACCCAGAACUUCCCCCUGAUGCAAACUCCCCACCUGCAGUAGACAAAGCUAUUUGGUGGAAGGGUUUAAGGGGCUAACACAUAAACGGACUUUGACUCUCAGCCAUACUCCCAGCUCC